Etheostoma spectabile (orangethroat darter) is the source of this 2653-nucleotide messenger RNA. RefSeq names its product inositol polyphosphate-1-phosphatase (gene inpp1). The transcript has 6 exons. Bases 305 to 1438 code for a protein of 377 amino acids. Gene Ontology annotation, molecular function: inositol-1,4-bisphosphate 1-phosphatase activity. Lineage: Eukaryota; Metazoa; Chordata; Actinopteri; Perciformes; Percidae. Gene Ontology annotation, biological process: phosphatidylinositol phosphate biosynthetic process. The record is from RefSeq and is a predicted model, not a curated record.
AAUGUUCUCCGUGCAGUCUCUGGUUGCGCUUCUGCCUUCACCUAAUGAUUGUUGUUCUUAAUGAGAAGACCGUUUGCCCUUCAUUCGAGCGGAAUCUCGCACUGACAUAGCUAGUUAAAGAAACCAGAGCAGACAGACCCCAGUCAUAACUAAUCGCGUUAGUGCCACUGUUUUACUAAACCACUCACAUUCCUGCCACCUAAAUUAUCUGCGUUUGGUUGACUGUAGGGCAGACAAGAAAAACACAGCUACCGAGAGCUACACACAAGACGAAAAUUAAGCGGUGUGAAACAUAGGCUUUGGCAUGGCCGAUCUGCUGAGGCUUCUGCUCCGGGUGGCUGAGAAAGCAGCCAAUGUGGCUCGGGUCUGCAGGCAGGAGGCUCCCCUCUUUCAGCUCCUGGUACAAGAGAAGACCGGAGACGACAAGAACAAGAAGUUUGUUCAGGAUUUCAAGACACUUGCGGACGUGGUCAUCCAGGAGAUGAUCCGGCAUGAUGUUGGUGCACAGUUCCCCGAGAUGGCUAGCUACAUUCACGGAGAGGAGUCCAACAAGUUUGAAAAUGGGCAUGGAGAGAGUGUGACUGUCACAGUGUGCGGCACAGAGAAGGAGACUGCGGCGCUGCUGGCCACGGUGCUGGACGGUGAUCACACAGCGGCGUCUCUUCUGGCUCGAGCCAUCCACCAAGACCCAGCAACCAUCGACGCCAACACAGACGGUCUGACGGUGCCCCUCAGCCUCUCUGAACUCGGCAUUUGGAUCGACCCCAUAGAUGCCACCAGCCAGUACAUAGAGGGCCGAGAGGAGGUGAUGGAGGAGGGCCAUUUGUCUCCUUCAGGUCUGCACUGUGCUUUGGUCCUAAUCGGGGUCUAUCUCCGGAGCACAGGCGAGCCCGUCAUGGGUGUCAUCAACCAGCCGUUCAACUACAAAGAUCCAGAAGGUGGAGGCUGGAGGGGAAAGCAUUUCUGGGGGGUGUCCUGUGGCAGCAUCAAUGCCUGCUCAGUGCCCCGGCCCAAAGAUGCACCUGGAGGGGGGCUGUCUGUGGUGCUGAGCUCCAGUGAGAAGCAGGUGGUAAAGGAAGCCCUGUCCUCGCUGUGCGGCCCUGACAAACUGAUGUACGCCUCCGGAGCCGGCUACAAGAUCCUGUGUGUCAUUCAGGGCCUGGCGGAUGUUUACGUCCUCUCAGAGGGCAGCACCUUUAAGUGGGACUCCUGCGCUCCUCAUGCCUUGCUCCGAGCCCUUGGAGGGGGAGUGGUUGACCUGACUAAGUGUCUACAGUCCAGCCCUGGAGCACAGGAUCAGCACACAGAACUGACCUAUCACCAGCCGUACCCUGGAGGUAGAGGAGCAGACCGCUGGGCUAACCAUGGCGGCCUGGUGGCUUAUCGAGACUGUUCUCAGCUUCGCAGCAUCAUCGCUCCUCUGAAAGGCAAGCUGUAGUUAACAGAGCAGUGGAUGAAGCAAUUAUUGUUGCAUAUGCUCAUAUUCAUGUUUUCUAUAUUAGUAGAGUGAGAAGAAUGGGGGUACAGGAUGAACUAUUUUAAAUAUAAAUGUCUUAUUUUUAAUCAUAUAUUUGCAAGUAUAUAUUAUGAGAUGAACAUCCGUUCUGGGCAAAAUCAUUUUUUCAAAAACUGGUCUUUGGUUUAGGAUCUUCACAAGGCUGUCAAGAUUCAGGUUAGAAAGAUUUGUUCAGAUAAUAUAAAGAAGCCUGUCUUGCUCUUGAAUUUAUUGUCAAUAUAUUGAGAGAGAGACUUGUGUCCUUUUGUCAUAAAAACGAACAAACAAAAUCAGAGGACAAUAGUUUAUGUUGCCAGUAUUGUUACCAGUUGAUGAAAAUUCAAACUAUUGAUGUGUCAGGGAGUGAAGGUCAAAGGGUGGAGUGACAGAAAUAGUUUAGGACCACUGAUCUACGUGCAUCGUACCAGAUGUGUGGGACAAAGUUUCAACAAUCACAAGAAUGUUUCUCACUUAGUUGUACUGUUGUAUGAGUGACUGUGGAGAUUCAAUAUUUCCUCCUCGCAGCUAAUCCAAAGUAUUUAAGCAAGUAAGCAUUAUUUGGGAAUUUUGUUGAGCUCAGACCUGAUAAGCACUUAUUGAACAUAGCUAAGCUGUAUAACCGUUUGUCUACAUGUUGCAUGAAGAACGGCCAUGAAGGAACAGUGCUCACUGCUAGACAGCUGAGGACUGAGCACUGCCAGAGAAAAGGUCAGCUGGCAUUACAAGACUGCUUCUCACUGAGUAGUAACAAACAAUUAAAAGUUAAAUAUUUCCACCCUACCUAACUUAUGAAGGGUUAUAAGUUAAAUGAGACUUGAACCAAGCCGUGUAAAGGAAUCUGCACCUCUUUGAAACAACUCCUUUAAAGGAGCAGAGGGAUGGACGAGUCUUGUCCUCUCUUCAUGGCCAUAACACCGUUUGUUAACAAGGUCAGAGAAUGGAAAAGCCAUUUAAGGUAAAACAGGGACACACGAGCCAUUUUCAGUGUGGGUAUACAGCCAUAUGAAAUAUUUAAGGAUGGGACCUAUGCUACUCUGAAGGACUGAAACAGAUUGUUAAGAUGUUUUUGAUGUCACAUGUACCCUUACUUUCAUUGUCACUGUGUAUGUUUUAAAAUGGUAGAACUUUGAUGUUCAUUGUUAAAUAGCUGAGAAAUCA